Molecule: messenger RNA, 2016 nt
Organism: Pecten maximus
Lineage: Eukaryota; Metazoa; Mollusca; Bivalvia; Pectinida; Pectinidae
Product: dentin sialophosphoprotein-like
Exons: 5
Coding region: 119-1567 (482 amino acids)
Source: RefSeq, a predicted model, not a curated record
UCUUACACCUAUCCUUUGUGGUCAGUACACGGGAUACAGAGGGACAGAUGGACGCUCGAUCAACAGGGGGACAGAUGGACGCUCUUUCAAGGACGUACUCUUUGGUAUCCCACUCGGCAUGAAACACAAUCCGUCCAUCGUAGUACAUGACUUAAAUGAUUCGGAUGGUUCAGAUGGUUCCGACGGUUCCGAUCAAUCAGAUCGUUCGGAAUCAUCGUCGUCUUCGUCUUCGUCAUCUAGUGAAUCUGAUGAAGAUGAAAGAGACGAUGUAGGAAAUAAUAGACGUGGGAAUGAGCGCGACAGAAGUGAUGAGGACAGAGGAGACGAUGAUAGCCGAGAUAGAAACGACAACAAUGAAAAUAUCAAAGACGCUGAGAUAGUGGGGAAUAAAAACAACGAUAGAAAGGUUAUUACAGAGUACCAACUUCAGCAAAUUUACAAUAACAAGAACGAACAAGACAGCGAAGAGACAUCUGACGAAAAUGGCGAAACCAAGGAAACGAAAAUAGAAGAAGUGACAGAUGGUCUUGGUUCUUCUAAAUCUGAAGGCAUUGAUCAAGGCGAUGUCACUGGACCGAAGAGUGAUUUUUCUCUUCCUCUUGAAGACCACGGAUCUAAAAAUAUCCUAGAGGGAGAAGCAGAUGACAAAGCGGACAGCGAUGAGAGUAGACCUAGAGGAGAAGAUAAUAGCAAUGAAAGUAGGCCAAGAGGAGAGGACGACGGUCGCCCAAGAGGUGAAAAUACAGCUGGAGGCAAGAAACAUUGGCCUAAAUUGGUACCGGAUAUGUUUAAAAGUCUGGUACCGGAGGCGAAGAAAAACAACACUAAACAUACUGUCACUGCUGAGAGCAAGAAAAACAAUACAAAGGGACAGCAAACCGUUAGCAAAAGUAACCACGGUUGGCCGUACUUUGUACCGGAAGUGUUCAAACCACUCAUACCUGACACGGAGAGAAAUGGGACACAGGCGGAGGACAAUUCAGACACUUACAAACAGAACAACAACCUUUCAUAUACAGACACCUACGUCAUGGAUCAGUACAUGGAAAACUUGCCUUACGCAAAGUCGAUGUUGACGUUUGGAGAGGCUGGCGAACAUGAAACGGAACAUACAGACGCGUCAGGGGGAGGCAAGACUCAGAGCGCAGACUUCAACAUCCCUCCUGACGAAAUCAAAAUGCAAAACGGCGGAGCUGGUUAUUCAAGCGCAAACGAAUCAAGUGGUGUUGGAAACAACAAUAAAAGUCCCUUCAAAGUGAAUUACAGUGGAAUGUCAGCGACAGGAAGUCACGGCGUUGAUGAUAAAAAUAAGUCCCCUGGUAAAAUGAAACCUCCGGGAAAGGAGGGUGGAGAGGCUGCGGGGAACUCGCAUCAACAGGUCCCAGACAAUAAACCGGGAAAGGUAAAAGGUAAAAAUGACAACAACAGCAACAACAAUAACAACAAAAGCAAGGCCACGGAGACACAGUCUAGCGGAGGAGGAACAGUUCCUAAAGGACAAGGAAGUCCAAAGGGUGACCAGUAUAAUAGGCCUCCUGGUAACGUACCCAGUGUCUCGGAUAGAUAACUGAUUAGUGGAACAUGUGAACAGGUCUCCUAGCAACGUACCUAAAGUCCCGGAUAAAUAACUGUCUGAUUAGUGGAACAUAUGAACAGGUCUCUUAGCAGCGUACCGAGUGUCCCGGAUAAUAGCUAUCUAAUUAGUGGAACAUGUGAACAUAUCUCCUAGCACCGUACCUAGUGUCCCAGUUGAAUAACGGCCUGAUUAGUUGACAGUAUAUCAAGGAACCAAUCAAGAAAUAACGUUCCAGGCCGGAACAAUAGAUUGGUUGCGUGGUCGUUUCAUUGGAGUAUUAUAGAACAUUUCACUUUGUUAUCUGAUUUCCACCACAAUGUUUUUAUUUAAAUGUUGUUAUUUAUUUCCGUAUUCUUAUUUUCUACGUACUAGUUAUUUUUAUUACAAUUUCAUGAAACAAAAUCAGUUGAUGCAGUUUGAUGAUAUGUAUUUUUCACAGA